CGAAAGCUCUUAUCACGUGACCCGGAAGCCGAGACCUCCAGAAGGUUCGGUCAGGAGCCGAACCUUUAAAUGACCCUUUUCUGAAGGAAGUCUUGCGUCAACGUCUCCGGAACAACUCGCGGGAGCCGCUUUUAAUAAACACGUCAUGGCGGUCUCCGAGGUGCGGCCCGGUUUGUUCCUCAGUGGUUUGGACUCGGCUCUGAAGCUCAGUGUUCUGACCAGCAGGAACAUCUUGCUCAUCGUCAACGCCAGUGGUCUGGAGGACGUCCCCUACCCUGAGCGGGAGGGCAUGGGGAUCCUACAGGUACUGAUCCAGGAUCGACCCGACGAACCUCUCAGCCGCUACUUUGACCUGGUCGCCCAACGGAUUCAUCAGAACCGGACGGGAGGGACUCUGGUCCACUGCAGCGCCGGCCGGAGCCGUUCGCCGACUCUGAUCAUGGCCUACCUGAUGAGGUUUGAAGGUCUUAACCUCCGGAGGGCUCACGAGCUGGUUCUAGACCAGCGUCCCUUCAUCCGACCCAACGGCGGGUUCUGGAGGCAGCUAAUGGACUACGAGAAGAAGUUGCUCGGCAGGAACACGGUGAGGAUGACGAAGACACCCAGCGGGGUCCUGCCUGAGGCGCUGCAGGACUCUGAGGACUCAAACUCACAACCAGAAUACUGCAUCAACAUCUGAGAGGAGCAUAUCGGUUCUUUAUUAUUAAAGCUCUUGGCUCAGCGUCAUCAAUUCCG
This is a messenger RNA of Gasterosteus aculeatus aculeatus (three-spined stickleback), 735 nucleotides long. RefSeq names its product dual specificity protein phosphatase 14. NCBI's taxonomy places the organism in Eukaryota, Metazoa, Chordata, Actinopteri, Perciformes, Gasterosteidae. Gene Ontology annotation, biological process: protein dephosphorylation. The record is from RefSeq and is a predicted model, not a curated record. Gene Ontology annotation, cellular component: cytoplasm.